This is a messenger RNA of Pseudomyrmex gracilis, 1050 nucleotides long. RefSeq lists its product as uncharacterized. NCBI's taxonomy places the organism in Eukaryota, Metazoa, Arthropoda, Insecta, Hymenoptera, Formicidae. The record is from RefSeq and is a predicted model, not a curated record. Bases 1 to 1050 code for a protein of 349 amino acids. The transcript is spliced from 2 exons.
AUGGCGGGUUUGAUGAACGACUGGAGGGUCUCGAAUGAGCCCUCUGGCUCUGAUUACAGACAAAUACGCCUAACUUUUCAGCAACUACCGCAAAUCAGCUGGGUUCGUAACCCACAAAAAACCAACUGGGAGGGCUUUAGGGCUGAUCUUCAGGCGCAGCUUGUUGAGCCCCCAACCAGUUUCAGGACCAAAAAUAAUUUGGAAAAUGCGGCGGACUUCUUAAAGAACGCCAUUGCAAAUGCCUACAAGUUAAACUGCCCACCAAAACCAAGGAGCCCGGUGACUAAGAUCCACUGGUGGAACAAAGAGCUUGAAAAGCUCAGAUUGGAAACGAGGAGGAAAUUCAGUAAGGCAAAAAGAACUAGACUUGCAGCACACUGGGAGGCUUUCAGAAGCUCUCAACGAGAGUACAGCAAGGAAAUCAAGAAAGCAAAGCACAAAAGCUGGAAACACUUCUGUGAAUGCAUUGAGAGUACCCCAGAGGCAUCCAGGCUUCACAGAAUUCUCAGCUUAGAUCACCGUCUCCACCUGGGCUGUCUUAAGCUUCCAACGAGGAAUGUUACUGAGGAGGCGUCGGACACAUUAAAACAUUUAAUGGAAGUCCAUUUCUCAGAUUUUGACAAUAACAUACAACCUCGCCGGCCGAAGCCUAGGGCCUGGAGUGGUACAAGAGUGAUCUUUAUCCCCAAGCCUGGCAGAAAUGGAUAUAUUUCAACCAAGGAUUUCAGACCGAUCAGCCUUACCUCCUUCGUACUUAAGACGUUGGAGAGGCUAAUCGACGGAUUUUUUAAGAACGGACCUUUGCUUACACAUCCACUGGCCUCUUCCCAAUAUGCUUACAGGGAGGGCAGAUCCACGGAUACUGCCUUGCACCACCUUGUGAGCGGGGUCGAGAAGCAAUUGGAGGCAAAAGAAUAUGCCCUGGGCGUCUUCCUGGACAUUGAAGGAGCUUUUGAUAGCACCUCAUAUGAUGUAAUCGGGGAUUCAAUGACCAGACACGACAUUCCAGCCGCACUAGCAGACUGGAUACAAAGCAUGUGUAGGAUCUGA